Myzus persicae (green peach aphid) is the source of this 1446-nucleotide messenger RNA. It is a transcript of the gene Orc5, whose product is annotated as origin recognition complex subunit 5. The coding region runs from base 159 to 1439 and encodes 426 amino acids. NCBI's taxonomy places the organism in Eukaryota, Metazoa, Arthropoda, Insecta, Hemiptera, Aphididae. Gene Ontology annotation, biological process: DNA replication; DNA replication initiation. Gene Ontology annotation, cellular component: nucleus; nuclear origin of replication recognition complex. Gene Ontology annotation, molecular function: DNA replication origin binding. The record is from RefSeq and is a predicted model, not a curated record. The transcript has 8 exons.
AAAUAAUAUUAUGUUAUAUUGUUCAAAUACAAUGGCAUUUCAUAACUUAUGUUUUCAAAAUUCAUACUCCGUUAAUAAUACUACUUGUUUACCUAUAAAAUUAUUACAAUUUGUUCUUCGUUUGAUGAUUAAUUCAUAACCGAUAGUUCUAGUUUACCAUGAUGUUAUCGAAAUCAAAAAUUGCUUCAAUCAGAGAUACGUUAAAUUCUGAAUUUCCAUUUAGGCAGGUACAAAUAAAUACGUUGUCCAACUUCUUUUUAAAUGAAGAUGGAGUUUUACCUCCAUGUGUUUUUAUCCAUGGUCCACCAUCUACUGGUAAGACAAGUUUAGUAACUCGAUUAUUGUAUUUACUUAAAAAAUCAGUCAAAUCAUCUAUUGUGAAUUCUAUAUGCUGUUACACAAGUCGAUUAUUAUUUGAACCUAUUUUAAAAGAUUUAUUAGAAGUUAAGCAAAGCAAUAUACCUAAUCGGUGUGAUUAUUUUAUGCAAUUUUUAAACAUAUUAAAACAUGCAGAAAUUCAACAAGAACGAGUGAUUAUAGUGUUGGAUAAUUGUGAAAUGUUAGGACAGGAACAUAUGGUUUUAUUUUCAAAAUUACAAGAGCUUAUAAAAAGUUAUCAGUUUAGUGUUAUAUUUAUUAGCCAAGUAGUUCCUGCUAAAUUUAAUGAGGACAUUAAUUUUAUACCAAUAGUGUUUGAACAGUAUAAUAGUGAUGAUGUAUCUAUUAUUUUAUCAAGGGAUAAACCAAACAAUUGGAGUUUAUCUAUUUACCAAAAUUUUUUAAAUGUUUUUAUGGGAUCUUUUUAUGGAAGCUGUCGAGAUUUGGUAGAAUUAAGACAUUUGGCAAAACUCCUAUUCAUCAAGUAUGUAGAGCCAAUAGCAGAUGGAUCAUGUGCAGAAAUCAAUCAAACUUUACUAUUCAGAAAAAUUAGUCCUAGUAUUCACUUUUUGCUCAAUAAUGUUUAUCUUGGAUCAAGUUUGGAAAAUAUCAACAGUUUGUCUGAUGAGAAAACAAAAUUUGAAAAACUUGCUCUGGAUUUACCAUAUUAUGCCAAAUAUUUUUUAAUUGCUGCAUAUAUUGCAUCAUUUAAUUUACCAAAAUAUGAUAGGCAAUUGUUUGUUAAAUCAUCAAACAAAAAAAGGAAAACUGAUCGGUUAAACAAUAAAACAGAAAAUUCUGCUAGUCAACUAGUUGGACCUAAGGUUUUCUCGUUAGAUCGUUUACUAGCAAUAUUUUAUGCCAUUAUUGAAGAAAAUACAAACAUGACUGCCAACCUUUUAGCGCAAAUUAAUACAUUAUCGGAUUUGGGACUAUUAAUACGUUUAGGCGAUGGUAAAUUGGAUACCCCUAAAUACAGAUGUAGCGUUAGUUUUGACUGUGUCAGUAAUAUUGCUCGGACAGUGAAGUUUAAUUUAAAUAAAUAUCUUAUAGAUAAGUAAUACUUAA